CGUAAAUCUCCUUUCACCUGGAAUUAUGGAAAGCUUUAGGCAGUGAAGAUCCGAGCCCGUCUGGGGCACCACGCUGCCGGGAAAAGCCCAGCCGCGACCCGGCCCUGCUCAGCGUGUGCAGGGGGCGAGAGGGUCCCUUCAUGGUUCAGUAGCUUAAUGCUUUCUGGAGAAGACUGGGAGCAGGAAGAAAAUAAUUUGGGGUUGGCAAAGGGGCUGGCCUGGUUUUCAGCCUCGCUACACGCAGUUUUUCUUCCGUAAGAAAGGGGAAUGAAGGAAAAACCCUUUGGAGCGGCGUCUGGCUGCUCGUGGGGCAGGAGGGCAGACAGGCUCGGUGUGUCAGGCUGUGCCUCUCUCUGUGCUGGGAUCUCGGCUGGGUUUGUGCUGACUGAUUAUAUCUGGAAAUGUACAGAAAAGCUGACAAAGUCCCCAGCCGUUCUGCAGCCGCUGCUGGAGUGGCAGGGAAGGGUUUGCAGCUCGGCGCUGCCUGUCCCUGUAUUUAUGUAACCUUCACGUGGGAAUGAAUGAACACACACGGCGCGGCCACGCUCGGCAUUUCUGCUUUUUAUAGGUUUACCCGUCUGAAAUCCCUCUCUGUAUUCGCUACUCAUUGACAUCUGGACUCUUUUAAAACUCUACCUAUUGCUGUGAUGAGAUGUAGGGUGAAAACCCCCUUUGCACCCGGGUGUUUUUCUAAGGGGCUCUCCGAGAAACCUCCCAAACUCUCCACAUGUGAUUUGCCAGGAGCAUUACUCGAGGAAGCCACUCCUGAUAAGUCUUCUUAGAUGGCCUUCAGCUGCCUUGCUGGAGCUUCGCCUAUUUGCAAAGCACCAGUUGCAGGCUACAGGCUCAGGAAAAAAAAAAUAAAUAAAUACAAGCCCUAAAAGCAGCAAGGAGGAAAAAAAAAUUCCCCUCGCCCAUUUUACUGCUUUCCCGAAGUUUUUUUUCUGUUAAUUGUGGUCAAAAGUUUUUGCGUGAAAACCUCGGCCAGUAUUAAGAGCCCUUACAUGUUGCAAAGUCAUGUGUUUCCUUUUAAGUUGAGAUUUGCUGAAUGCCAACCACUCGAUAUAAUAAACAGCAAAUUUGUGGUAUCCUGUUGCAGUUUGGAGCCGGACUUGGGAGCGGAGGGGAGCGGGGUUUGCAGGGAGCCCUCGGCACACGGGGGGAUCCCCGGGAGGCUGGAGCACGGGGAGAGCCCUGGCAGCCACCCUGUCCUCGCUGGGGGUUUUUUAUUCUCCUCUAUAAAGUGCAAAACUCCGCUCUUUACCGGGAGAUUGGGUUGUGAUAGUUCAGACGAUUUAUUUUAUCGGGGUGCGAUCAGCUCCCAUUUCUUUGUUUAGCAGGCAAAAAGGAAACUAAUGAGAGAUCAGAGAGCCCCAAAUGGGCCUUUGCUGUUUAGGAAUGGCACAGAGAGGAGAAUGUUUCCUCCAUUUAAAGUGAGAUGCACUGGACUGGAUAAAAAGGCCAAGUACAUUUUAUUGAUGGAUAUUGUGGCGGCUGAUGAUUGUAGGUACAAAUUCCAUAAUUCCCGGUGGAUGGUAGCCGGCAAGGCUGACCCUGAAAUGCCAAAGAGAAUGUACAUCCACCCGGACAGCCCGGCCACCGGCGAACAAUGGAUGUCCAAAGUCGUCACCUUUCACAAGCUGAAGCUCACUAACAACAUCUCUGACAAGCACGGAUUUACCAUUUUAAACUCCAUGCACAAGUACCAGCCCCGGUUCCACAUCGUCCGAGCCAACGACAUCCUCAAGCUUCCUUACAGCACGUUCAGGACCUACGUUUUCCCGGAGACUGAAUUCAUCGCAGUGACCGCAUACCAGAAUGAUAAGAUCACACAAUUAAAAAUUGACAACAACCCCUUUGCCAAAGGUUUUCGGGACACCGGGAAUGGAAGGAGGGAAAAGAGGAAGCAGCUGACCCUGCAGUCCAUGCGGGUCUACGACGAGAGGCAGAAGAAGGAGAAUCCCACCUCGGACGAGUCGUCCAAUGAGCAGACGGCCUUCAAGUGCUUUGCCCAGUCCUCGUGUCCUGCCGUGCCUGCCGUGGGCACCUCCAGCCUCAAAGAUCUCUGCCCCAGCGAGGGAGACAGCGAUGCAGACAGCAAAGACGAUCCCUUGCUAGAAGGCAACGAGUCGGGCAAAAUCAGCACGACCACCGCCGCCACCCCAGCGCCGGCCAGCUCCGCUGCCACCGCGGGGGACGACCCCCGGGACAAGGGGGGCAGCCCCUCCAAAAGCCACUUCUUCCCUGGGGACUCGGCAGGGAGUCGGAGCCGAGAGAGGACUGAGAAAGCCCCUCCGGACUCCCGGCACAGCCCGGCUGCCAUCUCUUCCAGCACCCGGGUGGGAAGCCUGAGCGGCGAGGAACUGAAAAGCCCCCUCAGGGAUGGCCCCAAAGUAGAUGAGAACCGACUGCUGGGGAAAGAGCCCUUCACCCCCCUGACGGUCCAAACCGAUAGCACGGCCCACCUGAGCCAGGGACACUUGCAGAACCUCGGCUUCCCCCCUGCCCUGGCCGGCCAGCAGUUCUUCAACCCGCUGGGGAACGGGCACCCGCUGCUGCUGCACCCCGGGCAGUUCGCCAUGGGGGGGGCCUUCUCCGGCAUGGCCGCGGGCAUGGGGCCCCUCCUCGCCACCGUCUCGGGGGCAUCCGCCGGGGUCUCGGGACUGGACAACACGGUCAUGGCCACGGCGGCGGCCCAGGGACUCUCGGGAGCAUCGGCGGCUGCUUUGCCUUUCCAUCUGCAGCAGCACGUCCUGGCUUCACAGGGCCUGGCCAUGUCUCCCUUCGGCAGCCUUUUCCCCUACCCCUACACCUACAUGGCCGCGGCGGCCGCCGCCUCCAGCGCCGCCUCCAGCUCGGUGCACCGGCACCCGUUCCUGAGCGCCGUGCGGCCGCGGCUCCGCUACAGCCCCUACCCGCUGCCCGUGCCCCUCUCGGACGGCAGCAGCCUCCUCACCACCGCCCUGCCCGGCCUGGCCGCCGGCUCCGGCGAGGGCAAGGCGGGCGGGCUGAGCGCCAGCCCCGGCUCCGUGCCCCUGGACUCCGCCUCGGACCUCACCAGCCGCUCCUCCACCCUCUCGUCCGGCUCCGUGUCCCUGUCCCCCAAACUGGGCGCGGACAAGGAGGCGGCCACCAGCGAACUGCAAAACAUCCAGCGCCUGGUCAGUGGGCUCGACCCCAAGCAGGACAGAUCCCGCAGCGGCUCCCCGUAACCCCCCGGCCUCCGGGAGCUCAUUUCAAAUCAGUCUCGCAGUGCACUUUGUUUGAAAGAAACCACAUCCUCCA
Molecule: messenger RNA, 3285 nt
Organism: Corvus hawaiiensis (hawaiian crow)
Lineage: Eukaryota; Metazoa; Chordata; Aves; Passeriformes; Corvidae
Gene: TBX3
Product: T-box transcription factor 3
Exons: 7
Coding region: 1356-3212 (618 amino acids)
Biological process (GO): regulation of transcription by RNA polymerase II; central nervous system development; positive regulation of cell population proliferation
Cellular component (GO): nucleus
Molecular function (GO): RNA polymerase II cis-regulatory region sequence-specific DNA binding; DNA-binding transcription factor activity, RNA polymerase II-specific
Source: RefSeq, a predicted model, not a curated record